Saccostrea echinata is the source of this 1221-nucleotide messenger RNA. RefSeq lists its product as uncharacterized. The record is from RefSeq and is a predicted model, not a curated record. Lineage: Eukaryota; Metazoa; Mollusca; Bivalvia; Ostreida; Ostreidae. The transcript is spliced from 3 exons. Bases 122 to 1027 code for a protein of 301 amino acids.
UCCAGUACUGUCUUCCUAGUCUGAGAUUCCGUUGGCAGUUUUGGAAAACAGGAAAAAGGCAAGGACAUAAGGUUUGGAAGAAUGGCAGGACCUUAAGCAUGCUCGAACCUUCCUGUUUUCAAUGUCGCAGACUCCUGACAAAUCAACCUGCGCACAAUGGAUGCCCAGGAUGCACUCCAGCUCCACCCAGUGCUGCCUGUGUGUGGUGGGAGUCUUCAUGUUCCUCAUGGGGGUCAUCAUGCUGUCAACUGGAGUAUGUCUUAUACUUAAUUAUGGCUACUUUGACAAUGCAUUGUUCCCCCCUGAAUUACAGAGCCAGGAAGGCAAAAGAACUGUUGGUAUUAUACUAACUGUCUCAGGAUUUGCUGCUGUUUUUAUAAGUGUCCUUGUGAGUUCCAUAUAUUUGUGUUCACGGAGUAAGACACCAUCUGUGCAUUCAGAUGAACUUAAUAAUAUACCAAGUUCUGGUAGAAAAUCCUCUGCUGGAAGUAGAAAUAAAGUUGCUUCUACUGAUGCUGCAGCUCCAGUGAAGCAGAAACCAUCAUCCAAUGCUGCACCAGCAGCAUCAAAACCUCAAAAUAAGGGCAAGGACAUGCAUUCCACAGCAGUGCCUCGUGCCCGACAUCCAAGAAAACGCAAAAAGCAGAGAAUACUCCAGAAGAGCAAAUUAGAAGGCAUCCAGGAGGCAGAUGCCAUUUCCAGAAAAUUCUCAGAAAAAGACAUCAAUAGUUCUAUUGAUGCAACAGCCAUCGAUGAAGUGCACAGCGAAAAAAACUCUCAGGAAGAGAACGUAGAAGCCAUAGCAAUGCCAGAAGUGUUUUAUAGUGCAAGUGAUAAUACUGUGUUAGUCUCAUCUUCAAAUUCCGUAGCAUCUAGUGAUGACUUGCCACAAGUGGACAAUCCAGCAUAUACAGAAGAAAAAAUCAGGAAAGACUAUGACCAGUCUUCCACAUCAAGUGGAUUUACUGGGUCAGAGAAAACAGACAGUCUCUACAAAGUAGAGGCAAGUAUUGAUCACCCUAUGUGAUUGUACAAGGCAAGGAUUUAAAAAAAAAUUAAGGGGGAGGGGGAAACAUAAAACUUCACUUCAUGUAGUCUACUGCAGAUUAAGAAGGACAUUUCUUCAUCAGCAAGGAAGCUGGUCUUCCUCCCCAUAAAUAUAUAUAAAAGUAGUUCAUAUUUACCAAAUAUAUAUGUUUGAAAACUUAUAAUGUGAUAAAA